GCCCACAUUAUGCGGUGCAGUGCACAGCUUGCUGAUACAUAAGUUGCUGUACCUGCAGCUUCUCUGACGAACAUUGAUUGGCUUACCUCAACCGGGCGACGUGGGGAGGUUCUGUUGUUCCUGUAGGCUUUGGCAUGUACGCUACUAUUGCCGGCUUGUAUAGUGGCGUGAGUAUACAAUACAGGCUUGGCAAAUGGCGUGGUAGGUUCGAAGCGUCGCACCGUCUAGUAUCUUGACAGCAAUGCGAUACGAGCCAAUGGGAGCGUCUGCUAUUAGACUGCUUACCUACGCACACCACACCUCCUCGGCAGCGGCUUCCGGGCAUCGAAGAUCGAACUUCAACAUUCUGCAGGCUCCAGAUCCUCAGCAUGGCAAUUCGCGCGUCCUGUGCAAUAGACAUAUGGUCAGUGCUGGCACUUCGACCGCUCUCUGGCACACAUUCCGCUAUCGAGGACUUCGACCAUCUCUCGGCGCUGGUCUUGUCAGUGGCAGGACGCUGCACCAAAUGCAGGAAGGCAAAGGCCCGCCAUGCACGCCGAGCGGCUGCCCUGCCUUGACUGGGUACUAAGAUUGGCGACGACGCGCAAUCGUGCUUUACGCCUCGUUGACGCAGCAGCGACUUGUUGGUCGAACGGUGAGGAGAGAAUGUUACGGCGCUGGGCAGUAUCAUAUGCUGUAGUCAGUAGUGGACAACACGGCCAUUGGAAUCUGAUGGUUGCUCCGUGUGACAUGCUUCCCCAGACAAUCGUGCGGUCGUCACCCCCAUCAAAUAUGCUCGCGCUUAUGCAGCCGGAAAGCUUGGUCGGCUGUUGCCCGGGUCGCUAAAUGCAGGCGAGAAACGUCAUUCGAGCAUUCAAGAGAGUAACGUCC
Molecule: messenger RNA, 870 nt
Organism: Baudoinia panamericana UAMH 10762
Lineage: Eukaryota; Fungi; Ascomycota; Dothideomycetes; Mycosphaerellales; Teratosphaeriaceae
Exons: 1
Coding region: 242-568 (108 amino acids)
Source: RefSeq, a predicted model, not a curated record